GGGGCCGCGCCGUGGCGAAAGUGCGGAGCUGAACGCGCAGGCGCUGUGCGCGCCGCCCCGGCCCGGGGGGAACAAAGGCAGCGCGGCCGCCGCGGCGAAAGUACAAAUAUAAUGUCAGGUGGCUGAAAAUUUGCCUAUCAAAAUGUCAAAAAGGCCAUCUUAUGCCCCACCUCCUACCCCAGCUCCUGCAACCCAAAUGCCCAGCACACCAGGGUUUGUGGGAUACAAUCCAUACAGCCAUCUGGCCUACAACAACUACAGGCUGGGAGGGAACCCGGGCACCAACAGCCGGGUCACGGCUUCCUCUGGUAUUACCAUCCCAAAGCCCCCCAAACCCCCAGACAAGCCGCUGAUGCCCUACAUGAGGUACAGCCGGAAGGUCUGGGACCAAGUGAAGGCGUCCAAUCCUGAUUUGAAGUUAUGGGAAAUUGGCAAGAUUAUUGGAGGAAUGUGGCGAGAUCUCACUGAUGAAGAGAAGCAAGAGUAUUUGAAUGAAUAUGAAGCUGAAAAGAUAGAGUACAAUGAGUCCAUGAAGGCCUACCAUAACUCCCCUGCGUACCUCGCCUACAUCAACGCAAAAAGUCGUGCUGAGGCUGCGCUGGAGGAAGAAAGCCGACAGAGGCAGUCGCGCAUGGAGAAAGGUGAACCAUACAUGAGCAUACAGCCAGCAGAGGAUCCCGAUGAUUACGACGAUGGUUUUUCCAUGAAGCACACAGCCACAGCUCGUUUCCAAAGAAAUCAUCGUCUCAUCAGUGAGAUACUGAGCGAAAGCGUGGUGCCUGAUGUCCGCUCUGUUGUCACUACAGCCAGGAUGCAAGUUCUUAAGCGCCAGGUUCAAUCUUUAAUGGUUCAUCAGCGUAAACUAGAAGCUGAGCUUCUGCAAAUUGAAGAGCGUCACCAGGAAAAGAAGAGGAAGUUUUUGGAAAGCACAGAAUCCUUUAACAAUGAGCUUAAAAGGUUAUGCAGUUUGAAGGUAGAAGUGGAUAUGGAAAAAAUUGCAGCUGAAAUUGCUCAAGCUGAGGAACAGGCUCGCAAGAGGCAGGAGGAACGGGAGAAAGAAGCAGCUGAGCAAGCUGAACGCAGUCAGAAUAACAUGGCAGCUGAGGAAGAACAGGCAGCUAACAAGGCAGAGGAGAAGAAAGAAGAGGAGAGUGCUCCGAUGGAGACAGAAGAACCUCACCCAGAAGAGAGCACGGAAAACCAGCAGAAUGGUGAAGAAGGAACAUCCACCCCAGAUGACAAGGAGAGUGGCCAAGAAGGGGUGGAUAGUACUGCGGAGGAGGGAACCAGCGAUAGCAACACUGGUUCAGAGAGCAACAGCGCGACAGUUGAAGAGCCUCCUGCAGACCCCAUCACUGAGGAAAGCGAGAAGAAAGAAUAAAUAUUGACUCAUUUCAUGUGUCUCUCUUUAAUGAAGUACUGGCUUGAUUUCCAGACGUGCUACGCGGCUUUUGUAUCUUCCUUGCCUGUAUCGCUUGUCUCCAAAAGAUACUGGGUUUAUUACUGUGUCAGCUAGCAGCAUAGUGAUGUAAAGAGGCCUUCAUGGGCCAAAGAUUUCUUGCAGCAGACAGAAAAGAAAACCUUAUGUGUCUUAACCACAGCUGUACAGUGUGGAGAGGUGCUAUUGCUUGGAAUUUCUUCCCUAGAAAGAUAGCCUUGGGUUUGGUUUUCAUAUUAGAAAUCAGGCCGUCUUCCUUUCUUAUGGUUACGUGACCGCAGUGAACAUGUGGUCUUUCCCAAAGGCCAUUUUUGUUUGUUUGUGGCUGAAAUGAGAUGCAGAUGCGCAUUGUCUCUGCUGCCCAGUCCCAAUCCGGCUCUACUGUGGGGUGACUGGUAUUCACAACAUCACGUUUGCAGCCAGGAUGCUCGUGCUGUGGUCAUGGAGGCCGAUGGCGCUGCACAGCUGAAACUUGAGGUUAAUGGAGGCUUCUCAAGAGGUUAGAGUGUGGCUGAGGGAUCUUAAAGUUGAUGUUAGUGUUGAGCGGAGGGGGGAUGCCUGAGCUGGGUGUAACUAGAGCAUUUCCUUGCUCUAACAAAACCAAAAAACCCCACAGCAGCCUGCGUGUGUUACCUCUGCACCUUUGAUUCUUUGCCAGCAAGGGUGUCUAUGGCAGCUGCCCAGUCCUUAAAGAAGGCUUUGGGUAUGCAGGAGUUCUUCUCCCUCGGUCUUUGGUUGGGGUUUUGAAGUCAUCUGUUGUAACAACAGGUCUGUAAGCAGUUCUACAGGGCUGAGAACUUGCUCAUGUUCUCCUUACAGCGUUUCAGGAGAUCAUUUCCAAAGGACUGAGUGAAAUCUGGAAGUAAAUGACCUAUCUGAGGGGUUUUUUUUGUGAUGCAAGAUUCCUUUCAAUUACAGCCUUUGCUUUUCUUUCCUAGUUAACUCCUUUAUUUGCCUCUAAGGUACCCUGGGGUGACCUCAGCUGGAUAAAUGGCAAAUUACAAAGCAGGAAAGUGUUUAAACACAUUCAUCUUCCCUGAGCAGGCAGUCACUAAUGCGGCACAAAUGGUAAAAAAAAAGUAGUUUUACUUGCCAUGAGCUUUCAAAACCUCUGGGAACUCUGCAAAUGUACUGAAAAUGCCACGUUUUGCCCUGUGUAAGCAUAAGCCCAACUGAAGAAAAACUACCCUUGAUUGCAAGAGCAGAUACAAGCCGUUCCAUGACUUUAUAAGAGAACACAUGGUGCAUACGCUUCAAUAAAUGAGUAUGUUUUUACGGAAUAGUGGGUAUAUUGGAUGGUAAUGUUUUUAAAUCCUUUUGGUCUUUUUUUUUAAGAAAACAGUCUGAAUAUAAUAA
Cuculus canorus (common cuckoo) is the source of this 2794-nucleotide messenger RNA. RefSeq names its product SWI/SNF related, matrix associated, actin dependent regulator of chromatin, subfamily e, member 1 (gene SMARCE1). Gene Ontology annotation, biological process: negative regulation of DNA-templated transcription. Gene Ontology annotation, molecular function: nuclear receptor binding; nucleosomal DNA binding. The transcript has 11 exons. Bases 143 to 1381 code for a protein of 412 amino acids. Gene Ontology annotation, cellular component: SWI/SNF complex. The record is from RefSeq and is a predicted model, not a curated record. Lineage: Eukaryota; Metazoa; Chordata; Aves; Cuculiformes; Cuculidae.